AGUAAUUGAAAAUCGCCUUAAUUAUAGGCAGUAACAAUUUUGACGUGUCAGUAAAAAGUAAUGUAAUAAAUAAAUAAAAUGACAUAACCAAAUAAUUACCUGGUAAACUUUUAAUGGUUGACAAUAUAAAUAAAUAUGGAUAAUAUUUCUCUAAAUUUAACAAAGUGGGACUCGCCGGAAAACGGCCUAGCUCCUUUAUCACAGCUCCAAAAAGAUAAAAUAAAUAAUUUAGAAGAAGCUGUAUUGCAAUUAGACAUAGUAAGUACCAACAGUGACAAUAAUUCCCAAAUUUCCGAAAAAGACACUAAAGAAACUGAGGAAAAAAUCGAGGCGUACAGACAAUUGCUCAGUCAUUACGGAGUUUUGGAAGCGAAUUACGACGCAGCAAAGUGUUCUCGAUACUUCAAUUACCUAGAACAAUUAAAGCAGCGCACCGAUGAGUGCCACAGUCUGUGUACGCUUAUCGAGCAAGCCCUGGAAGAUUUUUCCUUGCUAUCCAAACAAUAUGCGAUUGUAUCCGUCAAGACAAUGACACUCCACAACGCUACGGAACAGCUGAUCUCCGAGCAGGAAAAAUUAACCAGCACUUACAACAACAUAGUAAACUACGUAAAGUACUUCAAAGAAGUCCACUUUAUAAUGGACAAACUAGAAAUGGCGAACUUGUCAGUACGUAGUGACGUAUUUAUGCAACUCACCAACACAAUAGACACCAACAUAGACUUCAUGGAGACAAACAUCAGCUUCAAGGAAGCUAAGACUUAUUUAAUAAAAUACCGGCACUGUCAAUCCAAAGUAAUCAGCAUGAUGCAGCAGUGGAUCCACGACCUGCUAGACCAGGCAACCGACAGUAUUUUAAAUCCCAGUGAAUUGACCAGCAAUCUUAAAGAAGACGACAUCAACAAAGUCCUCGGGUCAGCUGACACAGCUCUAGCUUUAUUCUACGGAAGGUUCCAAAGAAUUUUGCCUAAAAUAAAACUCAUUAUUGAUUUAAUCGAGAAGCGCUCAGCUACAAACAGAGACUACGAAAAUUUAUUGAAUGAAUGUCAGCAGUACUAUUUAAUGAAGCGAGGACUGGUGUUGGACACCAGCGUGCGCAAAGGACUGCUUUCUAUAAAAGACUCUUACAAAGGAGACCAUUGCAGUCUGGUGAGACAAGCGUGUGCUCUUUUGCUGCACGCUUCUAUUGAUGAGUACAGAUUAUUCUACCAAUUUUUCUCAGUUAAGUCCACUGGACUUAGUGAUUAUUUAGAAGGCUUGUGCAACGCGUUGUACGACACUUUGAGGCCUUCUAUUAUCCACAUAAAUCAUCUAGAAACUCUAGCUGAAAUUUGUUGUAUUCUGAGGAUAGAAAUGCUGGAGGAACACGUGCAGAACAACAGCGAGUGUCUGGAGGGCUUUGGUAAUAUUUGUCUUCAGCUUCUUCAUGACGCGCAAGAGCGGCUGGUGUUUAGAGCUCAUCUUUAUCUUCAAUCAGACGUCGUGGGUUAUAAUCCGUCCCCUGGAGACUUGGCUUAUCCGGAAAAAUUAAAGAUGAUGGAGGAUAUUGCAGAGACGCUGAGGGAAGAGACUAGGCAGAGGAAGUACAGCAACGCUGCUGCUACUAUGAACCAUGAUUAUAUGAGCUCGGAUGCUAGAAGCAGUCAGAUCAGUUCCUUUGAUCCGAUGGCUAAAAAAAGUGGGCUUAAUAAUUCACCCGCUGAUAUGCACGGCAUGUGGUACCCUACCGUGCGUAGAACUCUUGUCUGUCUAUCUAGGCUGUACAGGUGCGUGGAUCGGCCGGUUUUUCAGUCGCUCAGUCGCGAGGCAAUAACGCUCUGCGUUGAGAGCAUUGAAAGUGCGAGAGAUAAAAUUACCUCUAGAGCUACGGAGCUUGAUGGGCAAUUAUUCCAAAUAAAACACUUGCUGAUUCUCAGGGAGCAAAUUGCUCCCUUUCAAGUCGACUUUACAGUCAAGGAAUAUUCUUUAGAUUUUUCUCAGGUUAAGACGGCAGCUUACGGGCUGCUUGAAAAAAGAUCCAGGCUUUUUACGCUCUCCAAUAACGCUUUGUUGGAAUUCUUCCUUGAAGGAGCUCCGAGGAUGAAGGAACAUUUAAUUGACUCUCGCAAGCACGUGGAUGUUAAAUUGAAGCUUUCGUGUCAGAUAUUCAUCCAACAUGUCACUAGGUUACUUGUCGAGCCGGUAACUACUCUGUUGGAGAAAGCUAAUGCUUCUAAAUUAGUGUCCAAUGUUGAGAAUACCCAAGGUGGUAGUGACCAGUGGAAUGAUCCGCAGAAAAUUGCGGCGAUUGUUAAUGAAUCGUUGAGGUUCAUUAAGUUCAGGCUGCCGAGUAUCCAGCAGUCGAUGCAAUUGUACUUGGCUAAUCGCGAGACUGAGUUUAUUUUGUUCAGGCCAAUUCGCAAUAAUGUUGUGGGUGUUUAUACGCAAUUGUAUCAAUUAUUGCAGAGCACUUUCGAUGGGGAACAGUUGCUGCUGAUUGCUUGUCCUUUGCCGGAACAAAUUUCUAUUAUGCUCAGCUCGACUAGUCUCGCUAGGGCACACAGUUAUGAUAAAGAGAGUAAUGCUUCCGAUAAUUCUGUUGAUAAGGUCACUUAGUUUCUGUAAAUAGAAUCUUUAUUUUCAUUUAUUUUUUUAUCUUAUAACAAAUUUUCAAUUAAAUUUUAAUACAUU
Messenger RNA from Cotesia glomerata, 2670 nucleotides. It is a transcript of the gene Cog3, whose product is annotated as conserved oligomeric Golgi complex subunit 3. Gene Ontology annotation, cellular component: membrane; COG complex; cis-Golgi network. NCBI's taxonomy places the organism in Eukaryota, Metazoa, Arthropoda, Insecta, Hymenoptera, Braconidae. Gene Ontology annotation, biological process: intra-Golgi vesicle-mediated transport; Golgi organization; intracellular protein transport. The coding region runs from base 136 to 2595 and encodes 819 amino acids. The transcript is spliced from 2 exons. The record is from RefSeq and is a predicted model, not a curated record.